This is a messenger RNA of Saccostrea cuccullata (small rock oyster), 717 nucleotides long. RefSeq lists its product as uncharacterized. The record is from RefSeq and is a predicted model, not a curated record. The coding region runs from base 1 to 717 and encodes 238 amino acids. Gene Ontology annotation, biological process: regulation of apoptotic process. Lineage: Eukaryota; Metazoa; Mollusca; Bivalvia; Ostreida; Ostreidae. The transcript is spliced from 3 exons.
AUGGAUUUUGAGGGGAAAGAGCGAAUUCGAUGUAAUUACACGGCUCUAGUCAACGAUGUGGAUGCCGACAGAGUUAAAGAUUUCUUGUAUGAAAAUGGAACAAUCGAGCAUGAUGAACAUCAGAGAAUAGGAAUAGAAAAAAUAACGGAUAAUGCGAAGGUCCAAAUACUUUUGGAUAUUCUUGAUACAAAGAUAAAUGGAUAUGAGCAACUUCUUCUGGUCUUGAAAAACGAUAACCGGGACGACUUAGUUGACUUACUCCAAGGAACCAAUGUGGAUAUGGCAAAGGUUGAAGAAGAGAGAUCGAAAGAGCAAAAUGCUCUGAUUCAAGUUAUUAAGUGCAACUUCGAAGAAAAGAUGGAUGAAACAAUAGAUGCAGAUGUUUUAGAACAUAUAAUCAGAUUGGAAUAUUUGAGGGAAAGAAAAAAAGUAUUUCCUGGUGAGAUAAAUAAGAUUGAGAAAUGUUUGAAAGAAGUAUUUCCAGUCAUAGAAAUAAGAAAAGGAAGAAGCAAGAAAGCGUCUAUGGCACAACCAAAAAAAUUGUACCAGCACAUUCACCAGAAAUGUACACAGAUAGAACUCAACUCGGAAAGUAAAUCAGGUACGAGAAAAUUCUAUCACUUAAAACUGAUAGUCUAUCACAAAAGCGAAAGAGUCUAUCUACUGCGUCGCUUAAUAAUCUUUGGAUAUCUAAUUCUAUAUUUUUUAUCUUCGUAA